UUCAAACCCCCUCCACACGCACACGUGCACACACCCACACACCCACACACUAUUAAAUACUUUGAAAGAAAGCAAAACGUCAGAGCGCACACCCGGGUUACAGGGAAAGUUAAGUCAGAGUGUAUACAGUAAUCAAAAUUAAGUUAGAAAAUAUAUGAUAAUCAAAUUUAUAGACUUCACAGGAAGGACAAUACACACACAGAGAGAUACUCACCGGUGUGUUUGAGGGUGUGUGAAACAUGGCAGACAGGAUGUUUCUUGCAGUCGUGUUUCUGAUUCUGAGCCUGAAUUUAGCUGUGGAUGCUCAGUCAACUGUGUACAACCUGCUGACGUCUCCCGACUGCCUGCCGGAUCUCCUGCACGGAGCGCUGGCGGAGCAGGGAGUGACGGAGCUCUUCCUGCUCGCCACGUUCCGCCUGCAGCCCCGCACUGGCACCACCGUCUUCAGCCUCUACGACCCGCGGGACAACACCAAGUACCUCGAGUUCAUCGUCAUGGGAAAGCUCAACAAGGCUUCGCUGCGUUACCUGCGCAGUGAUCACAGGAUGGCCACGGUCACCUUCAACAACCUCAAACUGGCGGACGGGGAGAAGCAUGGCCUCCUUUUCCAUCUGAAAGGCCUGGAGGUCCCUGGGCAGGGAGCCAUCCCUCCUGGACAGGGGGAGUUGCCAGUGCCCAGGCUUGAGCUGUAUCUGGACUGCCGCCUGGUGGAAACGCUGAGAGAUUUGCCAGCAGUGUUCAAUGGGAUUGACAGCAACCAGGGGGUAGAGCUUAAAACCAUGCAGGGGAAAGCGCAGGAGGAGCUAGAGGAGCUGAAACUGGCCUAUGGCGAUACGUUCGAGAACGUGGCAUCACUGCAGAACUGCCAUACCCACCAAAGCGACUCUGUUCAAACGCUUGGACUCAACACUAAACAACUGACCAAUCAGAUGCUGGAGCUGACCAAGGUCAUAAAUGAGCUUAAAGAUGUGCUGAUUCAACAGGUGAAGGAGACCUCCUUUCUAAGAAACACAAUCUCCGAAUGUCAGGCUUGCGGGCUGGGCGGGACAGUGGUGAAGCAGAAGUGCACUCCUGGUUUGUGUUUCCGUGACGAUACAUGCGUUGAGACAGAGGAAGGGGUGGAGUGUGGCCCCUGCCCUGAUGGAUAUACAGGAGACGGGUACAGCUGCGAUGACGUCAAUGAGUGCCAGUUUAACCCAUGUUUCCUGGGUGUGCGGUGUGUGUGUGUGUGUGUUUUACAGUGCCAGUUUAACCCAUGUUUCCUGGGUGUGCGGUGUGUGAACACAGCUCCCGGCUUCCGCUGUGAGCAGUGCCCUCUUGGAUACUCUGGCCUGGCGCUUGAAGGCGUGGGAGUAGAUUUUGCACAGACACACAAACAAGUCUGUAAUGACAUCGAUGAGUGUAAGGGACCAAAUAAUGGAGGUUGUGCAGCCAACUCAGUGUGCCUGAACUCUAUGGGCUCAUACCACUGUGGAGGCUGUAAGACAGGUUUCAUAGGUGACCAGGUGAGAGGCUGCAAGCCAGAGAGAAGCUGUGGAAACCGUCUGCAGAACCCCUGUGACUCCAAUGCUCAGUGCUUUGAGGAACGCGAUGGAACGAUCACCUGCCAGUGUGGGAUCGGCUGGGCUGGAAAUGGAUAUCUCUGUGGUAGAGACACUGACAUCGACGGAUACCCUGACCAGAAGCUUCGCUGCAAAGACCCCGCCUGCAAGAAGGAUAACUGUGUUACGGUGCCAAAUUCGGGACAAGAGGAUGCGGAUUCAGAUGGAUGGGGUGAUGCAUGUGACCCAGACGCUGACGGGGAUGGAAUACUGAAUGAGCAGGAUAACUGCUGGCUGAAGCCGAACGUACGGCAGACGAACAGUGAUAAGGAUAGCCAUGGUGAUGCAUGUGACAACUGUGUUACUGUGGAGAACCCAGACCAGCGGGACACAGAUUUAGAUGGCCUUGGGGAUGCAUGUGAUGAUGAUAUGGAUGGCGAUGGUGUGAAAAACUUUCUGGAUAAUUGCCAGCGUGUAAAGAACCGGAAUCAGCGGGACCGGGAUGGCGACGGAGUGGGAGAUGCCUGUGACAGCUGCCUGGACAUUCCCAAUCCCAAUCAGUCGGACAUUGAUAAUGACCUUGUUGGAGACUCUUGCGACACGAAUCAGGACAGCGAUGGUGAUGGGCACCAGGAUUCGAAGGACAAUUGUCCACUGGUGAUAAACAGUUCCCAGCUAGACACCGAUAAAGACGGUCUGGGUGAUGAGUGUGAUGACGACGACGAUAACGACGGUAUCCCUGACGUUCUGCCUCCGGGCCCUGACAACUGCCGCCUGGUGCCCAACCCUGACCAGAUGGAUGACAACCAUGACGGCAUGGGUGAUAUUUGCGAGUCGGAUUUUGACCAGGACAAGGUGAUUGACAGGAUUGACAACUGCCCCGAGAACGCAGAGAUCACGCUGACAGACUUCAGGGCGUAUCAGACUGUCGUGCUGGACCCUGAAGGCGACGCCCAGAUUGAUCCUAACUGGGUGGUUCUGAACCAGGGGAUGGAAAUUGUGCAAACAAUGAACAGUGAUCCAGGCCUUGCUGUGGGUUACACAGCAUUUAGCGGUGUUGACUUUGAGGGCACGUUCCACGUGAACACGGUGACCGACGAUGACUACGCCGGCUUCAUCUUCGGCUACCAGGACUCGUCCAGCUUCUACGUGGUGAUGUGGAAGCAGACAGAGCAGACCUACUGGCAGGCCACACCCUUCAGGGCCGUCGCUGAGCCGGGCAUCCAGCUCAAGGCAGUGAAGUCCAAAUCUGGCCCAGGUGAGCACCUGAGAAACUCCCUGUGGCACACGGGGGACACCAAUGACCAGGUCCGUCUGCUGUGGAAGGACCCCCGGAACGUCGGCUGGAAGGAUAAAGUGUCCUAUCGCUGGAACCUGCAGCACCGCCCACAGAUCGGCUACAUUAGGGUACGGUUCUACGAGGGCUCCGAGUUGGUGGCAGACUCUGGCGUGACCAUCGACACAACCAUGAGAGGGGGUAGACUGGGUGUGUUCUGUUUCUCUCAAGAGAACAUCAUCUGGUCCAACCUCAAGUAUCGCUGCAAUGAUACCAUUCCCGAGGAUUUCCAAGAUUUUAGCCCACAGCAAGUCUUGUACCCUCUGUAAACGCUUCAGAGACGCAAACACCUACACACACCUGAGUGUGUAUUAAAGCGCCUGCGAGACUUUUCUGUGCACAGUGUGUGGGGGGGGGGGACUGGGAUGUGUGCAUACACAACGUGUGCGCCUCACACAAUCCAACCGUUUGUUCCCCUGUGUCAAAUGCCUCCUUUGUACUCCAGAGACCUAUUACUCAUCAAAGACUGCACAUAUUAGCCUGCAUGAAGGUGCUAGACACAUCAUUAUCACCACUUAUUUACAUUCAGCACUUGCCGUUUCCCAGACCACCUCCGCUGCUUGUCGUCCACGAAGAGGCAGGUAACCGAAACGUAAAAGCUCCUACAGUUCCGGACAUUCGGCACGCUGCGUGUCGGUGUGGGAUUAUGAUCCGGUUCUGAACUGGAAGAACCUGGUCUGAUGCGAAUUCGAAAACGGAGUUUUACUGGAUGUCUAAAUAUAUACAUGUAAACCUAUAGAGUCAUUGAACUGUCUGUAGCGGUGAGCCAGAUUUAGACGGUCAAUUUUAUUCUGCCUUCUUUAGAUAUGUAUAAUCACUGCGUUAUAUAAUCAGCUAUAUUUGCACCACGGGAUCUUGUUUUUAAUCACUGGGUCAAAGGAAACACAAAGAUCUCUUUUUAAAAUGUUAUACAUGUUUUGCGGUAUUAAAGACAGAAUCGCACAAAUGCCUGUGGAUAUUCACACAGACUAUGGCUCUACAGAUAACGCCAUUAAUGACCACCCCAGCACUUUUAAAGAGCACCAAACUGCAUACAUGUAAAUGGUGACGGCUAUUAAACUAUUGUGUCACGGCAGAUUUCACCUACAGAAUGCCUUUAAAGCUUGCGUGUUUACGCGACACUCUUCCGCCGCGCACGCAACUCCCUGAAAUUAGCGGGGAGUGAAAAGCCAAGCGUCGAUUCGCCAUCACGCUGCCCUCGGAUGUGCAGAGGCGGGCGAGCUCCUUGUGGAAGGGCCGGGAUUCUUUCUGGGAGCCCCUCUGCUGUGCAGCGCUGCCGGGGUCUGCAGAGCCUAAGCGAGGCUGCUAGCCGGUGGAGCUCCCAGGUGUGCUGGCCCAUAGGUAAUGCCAGUGAUAACCUUAGCACUACACACUCCUCGUGGUAUUCUGCUAUGCCCGACACUUUUUAGCGAUUGCAUUUGGAGCUCGACUACAACAAACAUGUGGACUGACUUAAAGGGCUCUUUAGCCGGAGCGAACUCACGCAUACAAAUACAAACACAAAUACACAAACGCUAAUCUCAUACUGCACUUGACUGAUUGACCUGUGUUUUUCUGUUCAGUCACAAAGAUGUGAUGAUGGUGUUUCUAGGUAUGAAAUUAUAAUAUUCCUUAAUUGUGAUACAGGAAAGUACAAUACAAUUUUUGGUCUUUGGGGUCUAUUCCUUAUGGCCAGCAGAUGGCACUAUAUCUUAGUUUCUUCCAGAACAUUAUGUUCUCCCUCCUUCUGUCCCAAAUCUCUGGUAUUCUUCUCUGUACUUAAUCGCCCGCACUCCUGACUGAACGAACUGAUCAUAUAAUCGGUUCAGAAUGGCCAUUCCAGUCCUCCGGCGAAGUUCCGUCCAAUAAGUUCAGAAGUAUGCCAAGAUGUGAUUUAUCUACUUCUACUCAACACCAGGGCACAGACUUGUGCACAAAAUGCUUUAUUAACUUGUACUGCCAACAUACGAAAUUGCUACUUCACAGUAACCAGUAACAACUAUUACCAACCAUUUAGACGACCAUCUUUAGGUUCGAUAGCUUUUCUGACUGACAAUUCCCGCUUCUGAAAGCGGAGUUUCGGCCGCGUAAUCAUCCAACUGGGGGCGCGCCGCGCGGUCUCGGCUCCCGUCGCGGAACCCCCGGUGAUCGGUGAUCAGCUGGAUCGGUUGUGCCAGUCUGGAGAGAACGGAAGACUGUGGGCUGCAGGAGCUGGAGGGCGUGCGGCGGACAGGCAACCCAGUGUCAGCAUGGGGAACAUGAUAACGGGAAGAUAAACUGAUGCCAGGCGACAACUCCCUUUUUUAGACAGGCAUACCUAAGAUGCAAAUGCAAAUCUUUAAAAUAAAAAAGAAAAUCCUUCCGUCACAUAGAAUCAAUCAAUAGAUCAAUAAAUACAUUGUCUGAUUAGCUGUUUUGCCAUUUAAAUAAACGAAUACCUUGA
Electrophorus electricus (electric eel) is the source of this 5299-nucleotide messenger RNA. NCBI's taxonomy places the organism in Eukaryota, Metazoa, Chordata, Actinopteri, Gymnotiformes, Gymnotidae. The record is from RefSeq and is a predicted model, not a curated record.